AUGGCCGACUCCUCUGGGCGCGCGUCUUCGCCCUCUGUCGUUGCCGGGGACGGUGCGCCUGUCCAGCGCGGUGAGGCGCGAUCUCGUGGUGACGCGGCUCACGAGGGCGUAGCGGGCGGCGCGUCCGAGUCGCAAGAGCAGCAGCAGCAAGACCCGGCCCUAGAACCGCCACAGCCUCGUCCAGAGCAACAACAACAGCAAGAGGAAGCGGAAGACGGCGCCGGCGCCGGCGCAAGCUCACCCCAACGACAACAAGCGCAGCAGCAGCCACCGGCCGCAGGACAACCACCGCCGCCGCCGCCGCCGGCCUCCCCCCCGCUGCCGGCGCGGCACACGGCCGCGGCGCCGGGCCCGCGGGCGGCGCGGCUGCGCGAGACGUACGCGCACGCGCUGCGGCGCACCCUGGCCAAGCUCGCGUCGUGGGAGCACUUUGCCGGCUGCUACCCGACGGUGGCGGCGCGUGCCGAGGGCGUGCUGCGCCAGGUGCAGGCCCAGAUGGUGGACAAGCUGGGCGACAAGUGUGAGAAGGAAUUCGAUAAUAUCCUCGACGCGAGGGGCGUCGUGCCCAAGCUCAACGAGCUCGAAGCCCUCAUCGCCGACGCAGCGGAGCGGCGCGACGCAACAUCCUCCUCGUCCACCGACGCCGCCGAACCAACCCCGCCACACCUCCUCGCGCCGUCACAGAUCCUCGCCGCACACCUGGCCGCGCACCUGGCGCCGCACCAGUCGCUGCUCAACGCGAAGCUGCAGACGACGCAGGCCCAAAACGCCCUGCUGGCCGCCGCCGUCGCCCGCCAGCGCGCCGAGCUCGACGCCCUGCUGGCCCGCCUCGACGACGCCGUCGCCGACGUCCGCGGCGCAAACGACGCCCUCGGCGCCGUCGCCGCUGACCUCGCCGACGAGGCUAGGGCUGCUGCCGUCGAUGCCGGGACGUGA
This is a messenger RNA of Hirsutella rhossiliensis, 936 nucleotides long. RefSeq names its product nnf1 domain-containing protein. The transcript is spliced from 3 exons. Bases 1 to 936 code for a protein of 311 amino acids. Gene Ontology annotation, biological process: chromosome segregation. NCBI's taxonomy places the organism in Eukaryota, Fungi, Ascomycota, Sordariomycetes, Hypocreales, Ophiocordycipitaceae. The record is from RefSeq and is a predicted model, not a curated record. Gene Ontology annotation, cellular component: MIS12/MIND type complex.